AAGUGGGGCCUGAGAAUCCCCAUGAGUCUGUCAAACAUAGCCAGGAGGUCACAGGGUUUUUGUUUGUUUGUUGUUAUUUUGUUUUUUGUAAUAGUAUGGGGAAUCAUAAUCCAACUUUCAAAGUUUAUUAUAUUUAUUAUUUUUAUUCUUAGUAAGUAAGUAAGUAAAAUUUAUUUAUAUAGCACGUUUCACACAGCAAAGCUGACCAAAGUGCUGCACAGAGUAAGGAAAAUAACAGAAACAGAAUUAGACCAAAUAAAAACAGACAAUGGACAAUAGAAAAAAUUUAUUAAAAAUUUGUUUAAACAAUUAAAAAUUUGAUCAAAAAGCCUGGCAGAAGAGAUAAGUUUUAAGCCUAUUUUUAAAAGUGGUAAUAGAAGGUGCAAGGUGGAUGUCCAGUGGCAGUUGAUUCCAUAGACGGGGGGCAGCAACAGCAAAAGCUCUAUCCCCCUUUGUUUUUAACCGGGAACGAGGGACAUGCAAAAGAAACCUAUCAGAAGAUCUUAGACAUCUGUUUGAUGAAUGUGGUUUAAGAAGAUCCUCGAGAUAGGAAGGAGCUUGAUUAUUAAAGAGUUUUAAAAACAAACAUCAGAAUCUUAAACUGAAUCCUAAAACGGACUGGGAGCCAGUGAAGCAAUGCUAAAAUUGGGGUGACACGAUCAAACUUCUUUGCCCUGGUCAACAGCCUUGCAGCUGCAUUCUGAACCAUCUGAAGACGAGCCAGAGAUGACUGAGGAAGACCCAAGUAUAAUGAAUUACAGUAAUCUAAGCGAGAAGUAAUAAAAGCAUGAAUAACCUUCUCCAAAUCCUGGAAAGACAAAAAUGUUUUGAGUUUCGAAAUAAUCCGUAGUUAAUAAAAACUAGUCUUAAUGACUGAAUUUAUCUGCUUGGUUAAGCAUAAUUCUGAGUCCAGAAUGAAGCCAAGGUUCCGAACCUGGGAAGAAAUUGAGGGAAAGUGAUUAUGGAGCUCGUUAAUGAGACCAUCUCUCAAUCUCAGGGGGCCAAAAACAAUUAUUUCAGUUUUGUCUUCAUUAAGUCGGAGGAAAUUAUUUGUCAACCAUUUUUUAAUGUCAUCCAGACAGUCCAGCAAUGGCUGAAUGGAGUCACCAGCUUUCAAAGGAAUGUACAACUGGGUAUCAUCAGCAUAUCAAUGAAAGGAGACAUUGUGAGCCCUAAUAAUAUUCCCCAACGGCCGCAUAUAUAAAUUAAAAAGAAGUGGGCCCAGAAUGGAGCCUUGAGGAACACCACUAAUAAUAGGACUAGAAGAAGAGCAGAAAUUACCCAACGCUACUGAGAAAGACCUCUUAGUUAUUCUUAGUUAUGAAACGAAUUUGUCUGAUUAUUUUAAUUGGUCAUUUAAUUAUGGUUUUAUUUCAGACCUCAAUAACUCAAUCAUAUAGCCCAUAAAUACAAAUAAAAUUUUACCUAAUGUGUUCGAUCAGUGGAAAGUUCAAGAGUGGGGAAAAAACCCUCUAUGGCUUCAAUAUAUAGCCAAAUAUAUGUUAAUACAUUUAAAUAUGGAGCUUGAUAUGUGCACGUGUGUUGUUCGUAAAUCAUAACACCUGCCCCCUUGCACACCUUUAGAUGAAACUGGAAUGCAGACUGCACCCCAGGCCUCUUUACCUGGCAUCAGAGUGCUGACCUGUUAUGGAAAUCCUUAUCAGAAGAGUGGAGUUUAAUGGGGUCUAAACCUGGAAUAGGAUGUUCAAAAAGCACAUAUGGGUGUGAUGGUCAGGCGUCCACAAACAUUUGGGCAUAGUGAAUAGUUGGUAUACGUGUAAUGCACUUCUUAAUGAACUCCUGUUGUGUCUCGCGCAUGAAACUCGCUGCCUGAGGUAGCGUAACACAAACACCAACUACCCGUUACACCAAUAAAAGAUGUUUGAAAAUGUCACUUUUGUCUUUUUUUUUUUAAAUAAACAAUUUCAUAUAAUUUGCGGGUAUAAUAUCACACACUUCAUCAUCAAACCAGGAACUUUCCAUCACCAACACUCCUGAGAUUCUGAGCCGCCGUCAGUGGCGCGCGCUCAGCGCUUCUCUCCCCCAGAUAGCAUUUAGCUAAUAGUGACAGGUUUGUCUUGACGUUUUCUGUAAGAACGAUGUGUUUAAUAAUGUACCUUGCAUGUAAAAUAUGAACGUCUGCUAAUUUACUGAUUUUACCACCUAUAAAUACUUUACACUUGUAACAUCUUCUUUUCAGGAAUAGCUGUUAUAUUUUCAGCUUUAGGUCGAAAGAUGGAAUAUGCUUCAACACACAGCAGUGUUUCAAUCUCUGACCUGAGCCCGAAUAUCACGCGUCCGAGUGUGGUCGGGAUUAUCAUUGGAAAGACUGAUGCAAGAGGAUUCCCUGACAGGAAAAAAGUUGGCUCAGAACGAUUCACUUUCAGCUUUACAAUAAAAGACUCACCAGACCAUUUCAUUAAUGUGUCUUCAUGGGGCACUGAAGAAUACAUUCAAGGGCUCUGCAGUCAUAUCAAAAUAGGAGACUGUGUUGUCAUUGAAAAUCCUCUUGUUGCUACUAAAGAUCCAGUGAAAGAGGACCGAUUCUGUCCCACAACCCCGAGUUUUUACCGACUGUUGGUGACAGAAGCUCACUCAGCCAUAAGAAUGUGUACAGAUUUAGACACCGAGAGCAGACUGCUUUCUGUCUUCCACAUACCAGUAAAGGACUCAGGGGAUUUCUACUCACUUGGAGACAUUACUGCAAAUGGACAAAGCCUAGAUGGGAACUUCAUUAAUAUUCUAGCUGCUGUGCGAUCAAUUGGAGAGCCAAAGUUCUUCACUACUUCAGCUGGACGAAAAGGGCAGAAACUAGAGAUUAAACUGUUUGAUGAAACUUUGACAUCCUUCCCUUUCAUAUGCUGGGAUGGAGAAACAAUUCAGUUUGUACAGACCCUGCCACCACGAGAGACAGUGCUCUUCAUAGUGGAUGCUCGCAUCAGCUUUGAUACUUUUCGUAACUGUAUGGUGGCAACAGCUACCUCAAAAACAAUCAUUACUAUGAACCCUGAUACAUUAGAAGCCAACCAGCUCUUCAGCUAUGCCAAGGAAUUAUCAGAAAGUGAACAGCUAGAUGAGCCACAGAUAGAAGUGAAUGUUAAUGUUCCCUUGGACUCCAUUAGUGAUGUACUGACUGUGAGUCAGGUUAAAGCCAGAGCCCAAAAAAACUCUGAAGCCUUUUAUGGUGUGAUAUAUGGGUUCAUCACCUCUUUAGGGUUAGAUUCUUGCAUUACUAAAGUCAUUCACAGCAGGUGUGACAGAUGCAAAUUUCGUGUCCAUGAGGAGAUUGAGGUCUGCACUAACACGGCCUGUCCAAAACAAGGACAAGAAGGUGAAGUCACUGCAGACUUUGAUCUGCUGGUGGAUAUCAGUGAUCAUACAGGAACUCUGCAGGGCUGCAACCUGUCCGGCACAGUCGCUGAGAAAACACUGGGAUGUACUUCCAAGGAAUUUGUGUGUCUCUCAGAGUCUGACCGGACGGCUAUGAAGUGGAAGUUUCUGCUGGAAAGAUGCAAAAUUUAUGUGAAGGUGUUAAAAUCAACAAAAAGCACAAGUGGCAUGAGGACAAGCAUCCUGUCUUGCACCCUUGCAGAUCCAGUGGAAGUGAAGCAGAGCAUGUCUGUCAUGACCAGCUGAGUGCGAGUGGGCCCACCAGUUCCUACUAAUACACACAGGAUAUGAGAUCAAAUAGUUUUAGUGUUCAUUAAAUAAGUCAG
Messenger RNA from Ictalurus furcatus (blue catfish), 3716 nucleotides. RefSeq names its product meiosis specific with OB-fold (gene meiob). NCBI's taxonomy places the organism in Eukaryota, Metazoa, Chordata, Actinopteri, Siluriformes, Ictaluridae. Gene Ontology annotation, molecular function: single-stranded DNA binding; single-stranded DNA 3'-5' DNA exonuclease activity. The coding region runs from base 2236 to 3636 and encodes 466 amino acids. The transcript has 13 exons. Gene Ontology annotation, biological process: resolution of meiotic recombination intermediates. The record is from RefSeq and is a predicted model, not a curated record.